This is a messenger RNA of Leptosia nina, 1077 nucleotides long. The record is from the annotation of a GenBank genome assembly. Lineage: Eukaryota; Metazoa; Arthropoda; Insecta; Lepidoptera; Pieridae.
AUGCGGCCCGGGCAAAGGCAGCUCGCCGAAUGCGCGGAAUACGUUGCAAAGAAAGGAUUGUUAAUGACGAUAGUUGGAAGUCUCAGUGAAAUGUACAGGGAUGGAGUGUCCGAACGUCGGUGUUGGCUUAGCUCUAUCAACUGUUCUGGUUACCCCAAGCACAAGAUGCGCGCUUUCGUGAUCCUUGCCUGCGUGGCACUUGCCUACGGGCGCCCUGAAGCUCCCUUGGGAUACAACUACCCAACUCCCGCCAGACAUUCAGCCCCAUCUGGAAGCUAUGGAGCACCAUCUCUCGGCGGAAUAAGAGUUUCUGGUGGCCACUCUGGUCUGUCCUUCGGUGGCAUCUCUGGAGGUCAUUCCGGUGUGUCUGGAGGUUACUCAGGUGCUAGUCUAGGAGCAAGCAGCUUUAGCAGCGGUGGAGUUUCCGGAGGAUUCGCUGCAGAUGCAGGCUUCGGAGGUGGUUACGCUGGUGGCUACUCUGGUGCUCCCUUAGUCCAGAAGCACAUCUACGUCCACGUUCCCCCACCAGAACCCCAAGAACAGAGAUUGCCCCGCAUCACUCCAGUUGCUCCCCCACAGAAGCACUACAAGAUCAUCUUUAUCAAGGCCCCAACCCCACCCACCCCAGUUGCCCCCAUCAUCCCAGUUCAGCCCCAGAACGAAGAAAAGACCUUGGUAUACGUUCUUGUCAAGAAGCCCGAAGAGCAGCAAGACAUCAUCAUCCCAACCCCAGCCCCAACUCAACCCUCGAAACCAGAGGUUUACUUCAUCAAAUACCAAACCCAGAAGGAAUCCGACGCUGCUAUUGGUGGUGCCAUCGCUGGUGGUUCUCUCGGAGGUGGUGCUAUCGCUGGUGGCUCUCUGGGUGGUGGAUCUAUCGGUGGCAGUGCUAUCAGCGGCGGGGAUUUUGGAGCUAUCAGCGGUAGCUCCGGACUCGAAGGAGGCGCAUCCGGUCACGGUGGUGAGAUCUCUGGGGACUUCGGCGCGAGCGGCGGAGACGAGAUUGCCUCCGUUGGACACGGCGCCACGAGCUCACAGUACGGACCCCCCGGUCACGUAGCUGGCCCCCUCCACUAA